Paramuricea clavata is the source of this 829-nucleotide messenger RNA. NCBI's taxonomy places the organism in Eukaryota, Metazoa, Cnidaria, Anthozoa, Malacalcyonacea, Plexauridae. The record is from the annotation of a GenBank genome assembly.
UUGGUGUAUAUGAGAUAUCUAUGGUAUGGACGCUUCUAGUUUCAUAAAUGCACUUCGAAGAUUCAUGGCUAUCAGAGGGCCCGUUCAACAGAUUCGCUCGGACUGCGGAACGAACUUCAAAGGAGCUCAGAACGAACUAGAAUCGGCUCUAAAGGAAACGGAUCAAAAGAUCGUGGAGACGUACUUGAAUUCUCAAGAAUGCGAAUGGAUUUUCAACUCUCCUCACGCUUCGCAUACAGGAGGCGUGUGGGAACGUAUGAUCGGUAUUUCUAGACGAAUCCUGGACUCGAUGAUGGCCGAGCUAAGACCAACACGACUGACUCACGAAGUCCUAUCAACACUGAUGGCCGAGGUGACAGCUAUCGUAACCAACAGACCGCUAGUAGCCAUCUUAAGCGACCCCUCUGCACCCGAAAUCCUCACACCAUCUACUCUCCUGACGCAAAAAACGGCAACACUCAAGUCAACCCCAGGAAAUUUUGUCCCCCAAGACCUCUAUACCAAACAGUGGCGGCAAGUACAACUAUUAGCCAACCGUUUCUGGUCAAGAUGGAGAAAAGAAUUCUUGCCGACAUUACAAUACAGGCGAAAGUGGACAACAGACGUUCCAAAUCUCCAAGUGGGGGAUCUGGUCCUCCUCCGAUGCAAAGAAUCGCCGAGAAACGAUUGGCCGCUAGCUCACGUCUCGAAGACCCUAAGCAGCGCGGAUGAAAAAGUUCGAAAGGUAGAAGUAACGACAUCAAAGAACGGCUCAAAGCAAGUGUACACCAGACCAGUGACAGAACUGAUCCUGCUAAAAACUGAAUACGAACUAAAUUCGUGUUCGUGA